Aspergillus mulundensis is the source of this 3414-nucleotide messenger RNA. RefSeq lists its product as uncharacterized. Gene Ontology annotation, biological process: potassium ion import across plasma membrane; intracellular potassium ion homeostasis. The coding region runs from base 1 to 3414 and encodes 1137 amino acids. Gene Ontology annotation, molecular function: high-affinity potassium ion transmembrane transporter activity; NAD binding; oxidoreductase activity, acting on the CH-OH group of donors, NAD or NADP as acceptor. Gene Ontology annotation, cellular component: plasma membrane. The transcript is spliced from 3 exons. The record is from RefSeq and is a predicted model, not a curated record. Lineage: Eukaryota; Fungi; Ascomycota; Eurotiomycetes; Eurotiales; Aspergillaceae.
AUGGCUCUGAUUACAUCUGUUAUCAUUUAUCCGGGCAAUAACUUGGCGUAUAUCGAUGCGCUGUUCUUCUCAUCCGGAGCUGCUACCCAGAGUGGACUGAAUACGGUGGACUUUAACCUACUCCAGACUUACCAGCAGGUAAUUCUCUAUUGGGUGUCGAUGAUCACCACCCCGAUAUUCAUCAACACCGUCCUCGUCUUUGUCCGGCUUUACUGGUUCGAGAAACGAUUUCAGCGCGUUGUUCGGGACGCCCGCGCCCUCCGCUCGACUAGAUCACGGAAUCGGACAAUCAGCGAAUCAAAAUACUCGUUGUCAUCUGGCAGGGAAGAAGCGGGGAUAGGUGGUCGCCCGAUUAUGGUGUUGCGCAACGAUUUCGCCAACCCGCCGCAAGGGGAUGCUCCGCAGAGCGCUCCUGUCUCCCCGGACGAGACCGACGCCGAAUCCGGCUCCCCAACCUCCACUGCUAGCAGCGUCAUACCGGGGCAAAGCCAGAGCCAACCAGCUACGAUAAAUCGCGAUUUUGGUGACAUUCGGGUACCUGCUCAGCUCAGUCCCGAGCAUCACAUUGCAUUGUUAGAGAAACAAAGGAAGACCAAAGGUGCCCUGCGCAUUCCUAGUCCCAGAGAGUACGAUCGUGGUGGAGCGCCGGAGGUCCUUGAGGAGGAGGAAAAUGAGGCCAACAAUAAUCUUACCAAGACCAAGUCUGGGCAAUCCGAACCGCGGAGCCCCAGAGACGUCGAUGCGAACAACACAGCCAACAUGGACGGACCGCAUAUCACCUUCACCGAGCCCCAGUUACCGCCGUCGAGAACAAGGAACGAGACAAAGGAGGCCGAUGCGAUGACCCAGGCGACCCGCAGGUCAACAUUCACCGGCAUUCGCCGCACUUUGACGGAGGACCCAGACCGAACUACGUUGCCAUACCUUAGUUAUCAGGCCACGGUUGCCCGCAAUUCCAACUUUAUUGCCCUGACCGAGGAACAGCGUGAUGAAUUGGGAGGCAUUGAGUACCGGGCGCUGAAGACGCUGGCCUUCGUGCUAGUCUCUUACUACGUAUGCUUCCAUCUCUUCGGGAUAUUCGGCUUGAUGCCGUGGAUUAUGGAGACGAGUGGGGGAGAGGUUGUGAAGCAGGCAGGCCAAGGACGCCCGUGGUGGGCAAUCUUCUCUGCUGGCUCAGCCUUCAACGAUGUAGGGUUCACGCUCACACCGGACUCGAUGGUGUCGUUUCAGACCGCGACCUGGCCUCUGCUGUUGAUGACAUACCUCAUCAUCAUUGGCAACACGGGUUUCCCUUGUAUGCUGCGCUUCAUCAUCUGGGUAACGUCGAAAGUCUGUUCCAAAGAAACGCCGCUCUGGGAAGAGCUGAAGUUUCUUUUGGAUCACCCACGGCGGUGCUUUACGCUGCUAUUUCCACGCAAUGCGACCUGGUGGCUUGUUGCGAUUCUUGUCCUGUUGAACGGGGUCGAUGUGAUACUCUUCCUUAUCUUGGAUCUCCACGAUGGCACUGUCACUUCAUUGUCCCCCGGAAACAGAUUUGUGGCCGGUCUCUUCCAGGCUUCCAACACCCGGACUGCCGGAUUCUCCGUGGUAUCGCUGGCCGACGUCCACCCCGCCGUCCAAAUCUCCUACAUGAUUAUGAUGUACAUCUCCGUCUUUCCCAUCGCCAUCUCCCUCCGCCGCACAAACGUGUACGAAGAGAAGAGUCUCGGAAUCUUCCCAGACGAAGAAUGCAUCGACGACGAAAAUCAAACACCACCAAGUUACAUCAGUACUCACUUGCGCAGGCAACUGGGUCAUGAUCUCUGGUUCGUCUGUGCCGGCCUGUUCGUUAUCACAAUCAUUGAAGGCGCCCGUCUUCAGGACAGGAACGACUACUCCUUCCAGAUUUGGUCCAUUCUUUUCGAGGUUGUCUCCGCCUACGGCACUGUCGGCCUCUCUCUCGGCUACCCCGGCGUCAACGCCUCCUUCACCAGCCAGCUGCACACCGGCUCGGUCUUGAUAAUCAUUUUCAUGCAAAUCCGAGGCCGGCACCGUGGGUUACCGCACGGACUUGACCGCGCGAUUAUGCUUCCCUCUGAGUCUCUGCAUCAGAAGGAAGUUGAAGAUGCAGAAUGGCGCAUGCGCAGGCGCGCGUCGAAUCUCAGCCAGAUGGGCUCGCUAGGCAUGCACCAGUCACAGGCUGGGUCAGAAACUCAUAGCAUCGGUGUUUCCUCCGCGCUGGACACGGCGGGCCGGAAUCGAGAACUCAGCUAUAAUACGGAGAUGAACACGGGUAACAACGUUGAGAUGAUGCCCAUCAGGAGGCCGCCGACUGGGCAGCCGCCAAGCGGCCAAACACAUCUCCAACUCUUAACACCACCUCCCUCUUCAUCCUCUCGAACCUCAUCCUCCAAGAUGACAUUCUCUAAAGGGACGGAAACUGGAAACGAUACUACAAGCACAAGCCCACCGCACCACAUCGUCUGCCUCGAAGAAUGCCACUGCGCAGUCCCCACCUUCUCCUUCCCGCACACCUACACCGGCUACGCCUCGACAUCGCUCUCAACGCCCGAAAUAACAUCCCGCCUCCACGAUGCCACGAUUGCAAUCACUACGCUCGUCCCCAUCACACCCGAGAUUCUCGCCGCAUGCCCGAAACUCCAGUGCGUCGUCGUGAUGGCAACGGGCGUCGAAUGGGUUGAUAUCCCCGCUUUCCAAGAACGCCGGGUGAAAGUGGUGAACUGUCCCGGCGCGAACGUGAGCACGGUUGCCGAGCACGCCCUCGCACUAUACUUUGCGGCUCGAAGGAAAAUCGUGGAAUUACAUAAUAUCACGGUGUCGAGUGACGAGUAUGCGGAGAGACGGACGCUCGUUCAGCGGUUCCCGAAUGGGCCGCCGCAUACGACGCUGCAGGAGGUAGUGGCGGUUGUUGGGUAUGGGGCGUUAGGGAAGCGGAUCGAGAGUGUCCUUCGCGCGCUCGGGAUGCAGGUUCUCAUUGCGGAGCGGAAGGGCGCUAUGGGGACUGAUGUCCGUGAGGGACGGGUGCCGUUUGAGGUUGCCAUAGCGCAUGCGACGGUCGUUAUGGUCACGGUCGCGAAGAGCGCGGAAACGAUUGGGCUUAUUGGUGGGGAGGAGUUGGAGAGCAUGAGGAAGGAUGCACUGGUGAUUAAUGUCGCAAGAGGGGGGAUUGUCGAUGAGGCUGCUCUUGUUAAAGCGCUGAGAGAGGGCUGGAUUGCCGGUGCCGCGACGGAUGUUUUUGAUGGGGAGCCGCCGGUCAGAGGGCAGUCUGUUCUGCUUGAGGAGGGAGUGCCGAGUCUGACGCUUUCGCCGCAUGUUGCGUGGUUCUCCGAGACGACGAUACGGAACCUACAGGAUUUGCUAGUUGAGGGGGUCGAGGGGUUCGUUGAGGGGAAUUUGGUGAAUGUUGUUUGUUAA